GCACGUUGUCAUUCUCUCUCUCUUUCACACAGCAUGUAUUUUUGAUGUGUGUCUGUCACGGCUCACGAGACUCAUAGUGAUAGUGAAGAUGUGUGGAGGUGCCAUUAUUUCAGACUUCAUUGGCGUCAAGCGUGGCCGCAACCUCGCCGCGCAGGAUCUCUGGUCCGAGCUUGAUCCUUUCGCUGACCUCCUUGCCUUCGACACCGCUACCUCCAAACGCCAACCACCACUGCCUAAAAUUCAACACAAAAAUGAGGUAGCAUGUGAGAAGAAGAAGAAGAAAAGCGUGGAUGUGGUUGCAGAGAAAGGAAAGAAGAGUGAGCGAGCUCGGAAGAACGUGUACAGAGGAAUCAGGCAAAGGCCAUGGGGCAAGUGGGCUGCGGAAAUAAGGGACCCACACAAAGGCGUCCGCGUCUGGCUCGGCACUUUCCCCACCGCCGAAGAAGCCGCCAGAGCCUACGACGCCGCCGCCACUCGCAUCCGCGGCGACAAGGCCAAGCUCAACUUCCCCGCCACUCCGCCGCCGCCCUCCAAGAAACGCUGCCUCGCCCCCGACCACUCCCAACAAUCCUCCUCCACCUCCACCACCACCACCACCACUACCACCACCACCCCGCCGCCUGACGCCGCCAUCCACGGCGGCGACGAGCUCGACCUCAAACAGCUGGAGUGGUUCCUGGGGUUGGAGAAUGAGCAGCCUCUGCCCAACGGUGGUGUUGAGUGGAACAACAACGACAACAACAACAACUACAUGGUUGACGACCUGUGGAUGCUGGACGACGUCGUUAUGCCCAACCGUCACCUCGUUUACUAAACAAAAAAAACAAAGCCGUUUUCUUAUAAAACUAUGUUGCCCUAUGUUCUUAGUUUCUGUUGCUUUGUCUCUUCUCUCCCUUUGCCAAAUUCUGUUUUGGACGGUCCAACCAUUUUAUAAUUAGGUGCACCGUAUGGAUCAGCGGGAUCAUUAUAUUAUGAUUAUAAAUAAAGGUAAGUUAAUUAGGGCGUGUUAGUGUUAUUAGUGUUAGUGUUUGCGACUUUGCGUCGAGCAUGUGGAUGUAUAUAAUAUAUGCCAUUAUAUGUAUGGUGUCGUUUUACCGAGAAUACCUCGUUUGUGAUUGUGAUGUUGGUGCGUGAAUCUGAUGUUUAAUUUCUAGACCAA
Molecule: messenger RNA, 1159 nt
Organism: Cajanus cajan (pigeon pea)
Lineage: Eukaryota; Viridiplantae; Streptophyta; Magnoliopsida; Fabales; Fabaceae
Product: ethylene-responsive transcription factor RAP2-3
Biological process (GO): regulation of DNA-templated transcription; ethylene-activated signaling pathway
Molecular function (GO): DNA-binding transcription factor activity; DNA binding
Source: RefSeq, a predicted model, not a curated record